GGGCCCCACGCCCCUCCGCCGCCUGCCGAUCCGCGCGAGCGUGCGUGACUCCGGGUCUCCUGCGCCAGCGCCGCCCCUUCCCCGUUCUCCGUGCCUGAGCAGCCGCACAGAGUUGAGGAACAGGGAGGCCCGAGCCCAUCUCCGCAGCCGGCGACCGCGGAACGGGAACGGACUCUACCUGAAGCUUAACCCUAGGGCGAGAGAGAGGUCAGCCGCAGCCGGAGGCGAUGGAGGUGGUGGCGCUGGUGAGCGGCGGCAAGGACAGCUGCUUCGCCAUGAUGCGAUGCAUGGACUACGGCCACAAGGUUGUCGCCUUGGCUAAUCUUAUCCCCCUCGACGACUCCGUCGAUGAGCUCGACAGCUACAUGUACCAAACUGUUGGGCACCAGAUUGUGGUGAGCUACGCGAAAUGCAUGGGCCUGCCUCUUUUCCGGAGGCGCAUUCGCGGAUCCACAAGGGAUCAGGGCCUCAAGUAUAGUGUCACAGCAGGUGACGAGGUAGAAGAUAUGUUUGCUCUGUUGAGCGAGGUUAAACGGCAAAUUCCAUCCAUCAGCGCAGUGUCGUCAGGUGCAAUCGCAUCUGAUUACCAGAGGCUCCGGGUUGAGAGCGUUUGCUCGAGGCUGGGCCUGGUCUCACUGGCGUAUCUAUGGAGGCAGGAUCAGACUUUGCUCCUAGAGGAAAUGAUAAGAAGGGGCAUCGUGGCAAUAAUUGUGAAGGUUGCUGCACUGGGGCUGAAACCUUCUUCUCACUUAGGUAAAGAACUGGCUGAACUUAAGUGUCAUCUGCUCCAAAUGAAUGAGAGUUAUGGAAUCAAUGUGUGUGGUGAAGGUGGAGAAUAUGAAACACUAACUCUUGACUGCCCUCUAUUUCGUAAUGCAAGAAUUAUUCUCGAUGACUCUGAAGUGAUACUACACUCUGCUGACUCCAUUGCUUCUGUUGGAAUUCUUCAUCCACGAGCAUUUCAUCUUGAGCACAAGCUAGAUUCAUAUGAUAGAAUUGAGGAUGGUCCUGUCACUCAAGAGAGUUCUAGUUGUCUAUAUGAGGUUGAUGAAGUUAUCACUCACACUGAUGUGGAAGAAAAGCAGUCCCCAAGUCCAGCUGUUGAUGCUUGUGCCAAUAUAGACCUAUGUAUCUCAAAGACAGGGAAGAAUUUACGUUCAAUUGGCUGUUGGAUUCAGGAUCCGUCCAGAGCUUCGGAAGGCCUGAAGGCAGACCUUGUAGCAGUUUUGAGCAGAAUUGAAAAUCAGCUCAAGGAAGAAGGGUUAGGUUGGGUGAAUGUUUUAUAUGUUCACCUCUACAUUUCAAGCAUGAAGGAAUUUGGAUUGGCCAAUGAAGUUUAUGUCAGCUUUAUUACGGAAAAGAAAUGCUACCUGGGUGUUCCUUCGCGCAGUACAAUUGAGUUGCCACUAGUUCAGGCUGGGUUGGGCAAAGCAUAUGUGGAAGUUCUAGUUUCAAAUGAGGUGGUAAAGAGAGUUCUACAUGUGCAAAGCAUCUCCUGCUGGGCUCCUAGUUGCAUUGGACCUUAUAGCCAGGCAACUCUUUACGAAGAGAUUCUCUAUAUGGCUGGUCAGCUGGGGCUUGACCCUCCUACGAUGAAGCUCUGUCCUGGAGGUCCAAGAGCUGAACUAGAAUUAGCACUACAAAAUACUGAAGCUGUGGCUAAUGCCUUUAGCUGCUCUAUAUAUUCCUCGGCCAUACACUUUCUGGUGUACUGCUCUGCACAGUUGACAUCCAGUGAGAAGGAAGAAGUUGAACAGACAUUGAAAAGUUCUUAUAUUGCUCGUUUGGAUUGCUUAAAAGCUGUAUCAUCUCCAACUGUUCUAUAUGUAUUUGCACCAGAUCUUCCAAAAGGAGCACGUGUGGAGAUAAAGCCUAUAUUGUAUGUCCCCUCCAAUGAUGAUGGGGUUGUUACCAUAGAGAUGGAGACUGGAGUUCCACUGCCAGCAGUGAGCAAAGCUUGGACUGAUUGCAGUGCACUAUACUCUGAGUUGCGUGAUUCAUGUUGCCAGGUCCACACAAUUGGUGGGAGAAUUUGUUCUGCUGUGGUGUCGAUAACAGAUGAUAUCGCAUCGAAGAUCUGUUCUACAGCUGGACAGCUAUACCACAGAGAGAAUUUGAAAACUAUGGCUAGAUUCUGUGCUUUCCAGAUCGCGAAGAUCCUGGAAGAUAACAAAUUUUCCUGGGACAGUAUAACGAUGUUGAGGUUCUACUACUCGGUAGAUCUCUCCAUGGCGGCAGAUGCAUUACGUGGAGCUUUUUCCGAGGCAUUUGCUGAGCUUGCGGAAGACAACAGUUCCAUGAGAACUGACAAAAUUCCUUUCUACAACAUUGUGCCCGUAGCCGGAUCUGGCCGCUCUGCAUGUACGAACGAUAUAAUGACAUGCGAGUUAUUGGCUUCCAACAUUUCGAGUGCAUAGUCCAAACCCAGUGUACACACGCUGAUUGAAUUGUUCGCUGUGAUGUCUGCUGGGAUGAAGCUUUCCUUGGGAAGAAAUUGGAUGUGGGUACAUGUUGGAAUUUCUGCCAGCUGGACGACGACAGUUAAGCAGCUUCUUCUAGGGUUGGCAGCGGUAGCUUUUUGUGCUGAUGAUCGAUAAAAAAAUUCGUAGGGUGAUCAUAGAUACACCAUACUUGCUGUAUUCUGUUUCUGCUUUUGUUACCACGUCCUAUACAUUGGCUUGACCUGAUGCUUGCAAUGACAUUGGCUCAGUAUACAAGGUCCGGACGGUCAGUAACGUGUGUAUGUGUUCUUCCUCUGUGUUGA
Sorghum bicolor (sorghum) is the source of this 2764-nucleotide messenger RNA. RefSeq names its product diphthine--ammonia ligase. NCBI's taxonomy places the organism in Eukaryota, Viridiplantae, Streptophyta, Magnoliopsida, Poales, Poaceae. Gene Ontology annotation, molecular function: diphthine-ammonia ligase activity. Gene Ontology annotation, biological process: protein histidyl modification to diphthamide. The coding region runs from base 228 to 2417 and encodes 729 amino acids. The transcript has 12 exons. The record is from RefSeq and is a predicted model, not a curated record.